Sphenostylis stenocarpa is the source of this 1668-nucleotide messenger RNA. Lineage: Eukaryota; Viridiplantae; Streptophyta; Magnoliopsida; Fabales; Fabaceae. The record is from the annotation of a GenBank genome assembly.
AUGCUUAUAGAGGUUUUGACGGAGAAACCAGACCUAAACACUCAAUUUUUUGGUGGUGGUGGGUUUGACUCUGAAAAAGUAAAGGAGAAGGAAAUCAAUUCUUUUCAACUUUUGGAACCAGCCUUAAAAUCCAAACAAAAACACAGAUCUGAAAACCUCACAGCAAAAGUAGUCCUAGAAAUUAAAAAGCCAAACAGGGCAGAAGUGGUUAAGGAGACUUUUGAGACCAUGAUAGUAGCGUUACCAGUGGCAAAGAGUGAGUUGACCCUGAAGGCAGCAUGUGAAUUACGAAUGCAUGAUGACAUUGGAAGAAGUCCACCGAGUGGUAGCUCAAAAACGGGAUUUUGGAAGCUUCGAGGAUUGUCAAAUUCAGCUUUAGAAGAGUGUUGUAAUGGAGACUUUUUUGAAACCAUCAUGGAACAUACUGUCAAAAAAGGAAAUGAAGAGAUUAAUUCUGCCAACGGGAAAGCAGCAGCGGCUACAGACCAGUGUGAUGACAUCUUCGCAGGAAGUAAUAUUUCGCAACCACUUGGGGCCACAUGUGUAUCAUCUUCAUUAACUAAUUAUGCCUCAUCUAAAUCAAAAAGAUCAGUAAUUUCAACUGGCCUUCAAGAAGAUUGGCCGAAAUUAAAAUCCAGAGGAAUAGUCAUGCAAUUUGAUUCACAUGUGGAACAUAAUGGUAUAAAUAAUGAUGGCUCAUUUAGUUCAACUUCUCCAACCUUUGCCAAAGUCAAGGAUGAACCUUGGGACUACAUUGAAAACCUCAAUGUUAAAAAGAAUUAUUUGGGUAGGUUUCAUAUCGAACUCCCAAAUGUAAAACAUGAAAGGGAAGUCCAUAGUGAAUAUUCCGAAGAUCAAGUCGAACAUAUGACCUUAACUGAUCGACUACAUUUCCUCAAGGCUAGAGCUGAUUCUAGUUUAAAUAUUUCUACAAGCUACUCAUCUUUGAAGAAGACUCGGCCUUUUUCCUCUUUGUCAAGCCCAAUUUUUUCAAAAUCUGCCGAACCUUCAAGCAUCAUGUGUAGGCGCAAAAGAAAAAAAACAGCCACUGAUUCAGUUCAAGAAGCACUUGAAGAGGAUGCUCCUGGGCUCCUGCAGGUAUUGCUUGACAAAGGUGUAUUAGUUGAUGAAAUUAAACUUUAUGGAGACGAAGAAGAUGAUGAACCUCUGGAUGAAUCAUUUGCUGAAGAUAGCUUUUCAGAGCUUGAGGCUGUGAUGGUCAAGGUCUUGCAUGCUCUUGUUCUCGGUAUUGUCAUGGACACCCUGAUAGUGCUAGAGCGCCCUGAAUAUGGUUAUGCAACCUACUUCUUUGAGCUGGUAGAAUCCUUACCUGUUGAAUGGCAGGUCAAGCGGUUGGUGAUUGCCAUGAAAUUGCCUACCUGUAGCAGGAUUUCCAUUAUUGAGAAUAAAGAAUUGGUGGUUGGAGAAGAUUUGAGUGAAGGUGAGGCCAAGGUGCUAAUGGAAUAUGGUUGGACGCCAAAUACCGGCCUGGGAACUAUGCUUAACUACUGUGACAGAGUCGUACAUGACAGGAAAAAUGAGGGCUUUUCUUCAGAAUGGCGAUCUAAAAUAGGGAAGUUAUUGGUGGAUGGUUACAAUGGCGGAACCAUAGUAAAGCGUAACGUUCCAAGAAAAGAUUCUGAAAGCCCUGUCAUUGGCACAAACUAG